UUCCUUUACUUUACUCAACUUUGUUGGAUUACAAUCUAUAAUAAAUGAUGGAAUGGUUACCAAGAGGAUUACCCAGCAUUCAUGCACCUAUACCGAUUUGUGUACCACCAAAAACUGGGCAAAAGCGUCCAGCUACAAGUCCAGCACCUCUUAUACCAUCUCCACAUCAUUUACAAUCUUCUGGAACGGCAAAUAGCGGAACUACUGCUAGUAACGUUGUAUCACAAGCAGCUUCUAAUUUACUUAAUCACGGUUUACCUACAAAUCACAUGGGUGCACAAUCACCAUCUUUAACACAACAUCAAGUUCAUCAACAGGCAGUUGCUGCCGCUGCUGCUGCUGCUCAAGUGCAACAACAAUUAGCUGGUGUUUCUGCAAAUCUUAACCCAAAUGCUUCAGGCGGACGCGGUUCUUUCGCAGCAGCGCUACGAAACUUAGCCAAACAAGCCGAUAUUAAAGAAGAUGAAGACGGUGUAGUAAGAGAACGUAAUGAACGAACUUCAUCAGCCGGUGGCGUACAACCAUCAGUAGGAGUUCCAAAUACAAAUACUAUUGUUACAAAUUCUAAUCAAUCUCGAUCAACAAUUUCGAAUGAUCGCCUAUCAUCAUCAGUAGUAUCAGCAGCUGCAAUUGAUGAUCGUUCAAUAGCGAAGAAACGUUCUGCUCCAUCACCGCAGCCACCAGAAAAAAUUGCUAGAUUAAAUCCACCACAAGCUGCAUCUAUACAGCCGGAACUGUUAGCCCGUAGUGGUUUUCAGCCUUAUCGAUCGGACGAACGUCUUUUGCAUCCAGCUGGUGCUUUUCCUUUAGAAGCAUAUUCUCCUUUUGGUGCAUUUCCCGGUAUGCCGCCAGGUGCAUUUCUUAAUCCUGCGAGUUUACCAUACUCUGAGCAAUUGUAUUUGGACCAGCGAUAUCAAAUGUUACGUGCAGCCGGAGCACAUCAUUCUCAUCCACACGCUUUGUACCCUCAGAUAGCUCCGUCCUAUGCUUCACAUCUGUAUUCUAUGAUACCGGGUGCAACUUUAGGUUUAGGACCUGCGUUACAUGAACGUUUAAAAUUAGAAGAAGAACAUCGUGCGCGUAUAGCACGUGAAGAGGAGCGUGAACGUGAAAUGCAACGCGAAAAAGAAAGAGAAUUAAGAGAACAACGAGAAAGAGAACAACGUGAAAAAGAGCAAAGAGAAAGGGAACAACGUGAAAAGGAGCAACGUGAAAAGGAACAAAAGGAAAAGGAGGCACGUGAAAGAGAGAUGAGGGAAAAAGAACGUGAGGCAAGAGAAAGAGAGCGACAACAAUUACUUACUGCUUCACAUCAUUAUUCAAAUACUCUUUAUUCACCAUUAAAUCGAAAUUUACUUGGAUCUAUGAUACCGCACCUAAAUCUGGGACUCCGAGCUCCGCCGGGCGGAAUACAUUCUUUGCCAGCAAUAUCGCCCUAUCAUGCAGCUACUCAACGUCAAAGCCCACAUAAUCCUAUGGGACUUAAUUUAGGUUUAAGUGGUUUAGCUGGAGUUCCAUCCCUAUCGCAUGGACCACCAAAUCUACCACAUCAUUUACAACAAGCUGCAUUAGGACUAGCACAUCCAGCUGCUGCUGGUUUAACUCAUCCAGGUUUUUCUGCUGCUGCUCUGGGAUUAACACAUCAUAGCCUCAGUUUAGGUCAUCCACAUAUAUCACCACACCAUCCAGUAAUUACGUCGGCCCACCAAAUGCCGUCUCAUUCUUCGGCAGUAUCGCAUACAUCUACCGCAACUACAUCUCCACAUAACAGCGUAAAUAUAAGUGCAAGUUCAGCACUUCCUCUUAAAUUAUCAGAAUCAAAUAGUAUAACUUCACUGGCACCAUCUAUAACUACUUCUUCGAGCGCUGCACAGCAAUCUUCGUCUCACAUUCCAUCAAUGAACAAUGCGCUUUACUAUGCCCACCCUAGUCAUCAUUUGGCUGCUAUGCAUGCUGCAAGCGCAUUAACACCAACUGCUGCACAUCAACAUAGCCCAGCGCCGUUAUCGUUAUCGCUAAAUCAAGUACAUUCACAUACUUCUUCGCCGACAGGCAUGAAAAUACCAACGCCUGCAUCUUCAGGAGGACACGCUGUACCCAGUGGAACAAAUGCACAUAACCCAAAUAAUGGAAGAACAUCAAGUAGUCCACACGCUAUGCGUCAUCAUUCUGUAAUACCAACAACAGAUAAACCAAAUACUACACCGACAACUUUAGCAACAACAAUUCACGAGCCUACAACCCUUGAUUUAACAGGGUCGAACUCAAAUUCAAGUAAUCAAGCACCUUCGACAGCAAGUAGCACUGGACAAGGUUUACGCACAACACCAUCAAUAGCUCAUGAAAUCAAUGGUGUGGAAUCAAAUCAAGAAAUGAGUAAGGAUAUCUCCAAAAAAGAAGAUACGCUAAAAAGUAGUACUCCACCUACUACAGAUAAGAAGCCACCUACACCAACGAGUAAUUCGUUAAAUACAGCUGAAAAUAUUUUACCGUCCAAUUCGACGGAAGAGAUACGAAGAAGUUCACCAAAUAGCGCUACUCAAUUAAACGUCGAACCAAAAACGUCAAUUUUAACAACAGUAAGCGGAACUACUCUUGUUGCUGGCGCAGGUAAUUCCGAUAAUAAAAAAACAGACGCAACUGCCAUUGAUGCAAAUAGCAUAGCUUCCCCAAAUACAGAAAUCUCUCACAGCGGCUCACCAAAGCCAAAUCUAGCCGUUAAUCUAGACUCUUCUAAACAUAUGUCAGUUAUUGCACCUUGCUCUACAACACAGACUUUAGCUGCAUCGCCAGAUGCAACUUCUGCAACUGGUGUCACAUCUACCACAAGUGGCACUACACCACCACCAAUUGUUAGCAGUAGUACAAAUGUUGCUGUCACACCAACAACAAGUGUUAAAAAUGAUGAAACUGGUGUUUCUAGUGCCACACCGCCAACAAACAAAACAACCGAUGUGGUUAGUCGCUAAUCCAGCUGCUAACACCAAAAUUGGUUAUGACUGCUGUUUUUGUUUACGAAUGUUGGGCAAUAACUGACUAUAUUCUAUAUCGCAAUUAAUUAUUUUAAGUAAAAUUGGAUGUAAAAAAAAUUCACUUUUUAAACAAGGUUUUUAAAUAAGCGAUUAUUCUUCAUAUAAUGUUCAG
Teleopsis dalmanni is the source of this 3144-nucleotide messenger RNA. RefSeq names its product stress response protein NST1-like. The transcript has 3 exons. The record is from RefSeq and is a predicted model, not a curated record. NCBI's taxonomy places the organism in Eukaryota, Metazoa, Arthropoda, Insecta, Diptera, Diopsidae. Bases 45 to 2969 code for a protein of 974 amino acids.